Messenger RNA from Paramuricea clavata, 660 nucleotides. The record is from the annotation of a GenBank genome assembly. NCBI's taxonomy places the organism in Eukaryota, Metazoa, Cnidaria, Anthozoa, Malacalcyonacea, Plexauridae.
AAAGCAAAAGCCAGCGGUGAAGAUCCUCUAUUAGCAUUACUAGAUUGGAGGAACACCCCGACUGAAAAUAUUGGAACCUCACCAGCGCAAAGAUUAAUGGGUCGACGUACUCGUACAUUGCUUCCCACACAUCAGAGUCUUCUUAAAACACCGGAACAAAACGGAACAAAGAAGGAAUUAGAGAACCGCAAAGUAAAACAAGCAAGGUUGUAUAACAAGAAAUGUAAACCGCUUGAGCCCCUACAAAGUGGAUGCGCCAUUAGAAUGAAACUUCCAAGCGAUAACCGUUGGUCGCUUGGUACCUGCGUACGUGCACUCGAAAACCGAUCUUUCGAAGUCGAGGUUUGUGGAAGGCGAUAUCGCCGUCAUCUACGUGCGACCAAAGAGAUGGCACCACCUCCCAACGCGAAAGAUUCCCAAAUCGAACCGAGCGAGCCGAUCGAAAAGGACCUCACCCCAAGUUUACCAGUCGUGGAACAUAGCACCCCAACUAACCCUUUAACUCAUGAAACAGAAAAUGAAAAUCAGGUAGGCAGUUCUGGCAGUAAUGGAGGUCGAACGCCGAGUGAAAGUGACGCAGGACAAGAAGAGACAAUCCCUCGUCGAACUACGCGAGUGCGACGUUCGCCAGAUUGGCAUAAAGAUUACGAGAGACACUAA